Solenopsis invicta (red fire ant) is the source of this 3783-nucleotide messenger RNA. It is a transcript of the gene sona, whose product is annotated as A disintegrin and metalloproteinase with thrombospondin motifs 18. The record is from RefSeq and is a predicted model, not a curated record. Gene Ontology annotation, molecular function: metalloendopeptidase activity. Gene Ontology annotation, biological process: proteolysis. Lineage: Eukaryota; Metazoa; Arthropoda; Insecta; Hymenoptera; Formicidae.
UUAUUUUGUCCAAUCAAAGUUCUUCUGAAGUAGAAGCGCUCAAACACAAGAUGUCGCUUUAAUCGCGCCACUCUAGGGAUCUUCGAAUGAGGAACUGGACAACGCCGUGCAAGAUGCGGAUUGGCUGCCGCCAUUAAGCCUAGUAUAUCGACAUUGUUGGAAAUCGAUGGCUGGCGCCACCUCGUGGCCAUUCGGCAAUGAUUGUUGAGUUGCCGUCACUGCUGUCGCCGCCAUGUUGAUUUUCGCCGACGCCACUAGCCGCUACUGUUUGGGUGUUUGCUUCUUGUGUUUCGAGAUCGAAUUGUGCGUGUAUGCAACAGUAAGGAUGCCGAAUAUAACGUGGUGUGACAGUGAACAACCAUCCCGAUAUACGAAAGUGACAAUAUAUACAGAAAUGAUCGUGCUCGUUUGUAUGGUGCGGCCUCAUGACCUUGUGAUGGCUUGUCGUGUCGCUUCUUGUUUUCGCGCGCUCGUAUUCGCGGUCACUUCGCCGAAUGUUUCGUGCCGGGCGUCUGUAUCGAGCUUUCCGCGUCUUUCAAACGCAAAUUGUGCACAGAUAGAAAUAACCGCGUUUGUUAUACAACUCUGCUUUCUCCACACAACGCAGUACCCCUUGUUGCGUUGCGACAAGUUACAUUCUCGCGCGCGUUUCGCGUUUUACCCGUGUCCGUUGGUGAUGUUUUGUUCGCGCAAUACGGAGUAUCGAAUAAUUGAGUGUCGGUCGGUCGUAAUUAAUGUGUGGUUCGGGGGGAGCAGCAGACAAAAUAUCAGCAGAUUUUCGAGAAGACAGCAUCCGUGGUGUAACUCUAAUUUGGAAAGGAAAUGCAGUAGCAGCAGGAGCAACAAUAACGACAACUGCGAUGUGACGCAACCAGUCGGGAAUAUUUUUAUGCAAAAUGACUCGCGCCCUUGUCCUUCUCUGCAUGGCCAUCAUUCUACCUCUCGUACGAUGCCACAAGAUCCACGAGCACAUGACAAGGGAAGAGAUGCUAUCGGUGUUCUACACGGGACACGAGUCCGUGCCGCCGUACGAAGUCGUGCCUGUGUUGCACACGGUGCAUAAGAGGAGCGUGGACGCGAAGCCACAGAUUCACCUGAAGGCCUUCGGCAAAGAUAUCAGGCUUUCGUUGAAGCCCACGGAAGGACUGCUGUCGGCCAACAGCCUGCCGAUGUGGACUGUCACCAGGAACGCGUCGCAACCGGACGGCCUUCGUUACGAGAGGGUGAAGGAUGUCAACGUGGAUAUCGGUGACAUCUAUCAAGACGCGAAGAACAUGGCUUCCAUUCUGCUACACCGAGACACGAAUGGGAAAGUGCGCGUUGAUGGGACCAUCGGUUCAGAAUUAAUUAUCCGGCCACUGCCAGAACGGGUUCUAGAAGAAGUAGUGAGCAAAACGCCAGCCCUUCACGAGCCCGAAUUACUGCCCAACGUAACUAGUAGCGAGGACUUGACGUACAAGGAACGUACAAGUCAUCACAUUGUUUUCAAAAAAGUGGAUCGACCCGUCGGCGAUGAGUAUAGCGACUUUUCGCUCAUGGAACCCGACCACUUAGCCAAGAGAUAUAGGAUUAAGCGUUCGAUCAAUAGCAGAUCGAGACGCGAGGCACCGUACGUCAUCUACCCGGAAAUCCUUUGUAUUGUGGAUUACGAUGGGUACAGAUUGCACGGCGGCGAUAACGUACAGAUAAAGAGGUACUUCGUGUCCUUUUGGAACGGAGUUGAUCUGAGGUACAAAUUACUGAAGGGUCCAAAAAUACGUAUCAGUAUAGCGGGGAUAAUUAUCUCACGGGGGCGAGACGCGACGCCGUACUUAGAAAGGAAUCGCGUGGGAAGAGACGCAAUCGACUCGGCAGCCGCUUUGACUGACAUGGGCAAAUAUCUUUUCCGGGAGAGGAGACUUCCUGUAUACGACAUCGCCGUCGCCGUUACAAAAUUAGAUAUGUGCAGGAGGCAAUACGCGAAUGAUGUGUGCAAUAGAGGAACCGCAGGAUUCGCGUACGUCGGCGGGGCGUGCGUCGUGAAUAAGCGCCUCGAGAAGGUGAAUUCAGUCGCCAUCAUCGAAGAUACCGGUGGAUUCAGCGGUAUCAUCGUCGCUGCGCACGAGGUCGGCCACCUACUGGGUGCCGUUCACGACGGCUCACCUCCGCCCAGCUACCUCGGUGGACCAGGCGCCGAAAAAUGUCGCUGGGAAGACGGAUACAUCAUGAGCGAUCUUAGGCAUACGGAGAAGGGCUUCAAAUGGUCCCACUGCAGUGUGUCUUCCUUCCAUCAUUUCCUAAAUGGUGAUACAGCGACCUGCUUGUACAAUGCGCCUCACGAAGAUGAGGCGCUGCCCAGAGUGCUUCCGGGAAAACUCUUGUCCUUAGAUGCGCAAUGUCGAAAAGAUCGUGGAACAAGCGCUUGUUUCAAAGACGAUCGAGUUUGCGCUCAAUUGUUCUGUUUCGACGCUGGAUCCGGAUACUGCGUCGCGUAUCGCCCAGCAGCGGAAGGUUCGCCAUGCGGGGAUGGUCAGUAUUGCCUGAACGGGAAGUGCGUAGCGGAGCACGAGAACAUAAUACCGGAUUAUACGCAGAACAUUCCGACGUAUGUGCGCCGGGACAGCAUAUUCAAUUCCGCAUUACACACCCGGCCGAUAUUCGCUCAUUACAACAACACAGACUACAGGUAUCCAUGGAAAGCAACACAGAGCAUGCCAUUAUCGAGCGUAACACCGACAACGACGACGACUACGACGACGAUAAGAACGUCGACUUAUCCUUACAAACACGUCACAAAUCCGUUUGCGACCACAGUGUCAAAAUACACACGGACAUUUAUCAAUAACUUGUACACCGAUCGAUACAAGACUAAAUACAAUAAUAAUGAUAGCAAUAACGAUAGUGAUAACGACACUGGUGGCGGCGUGAGCACCACCACUAGGAAAAACUUCAAUUUCUUCAACUCGUAUUACACCGUCAGUACCACUCCGAAGGUCACUUACGGUUCGAAAGUUAGUCCGUUCAAGUAUAAGAACACGGUCAGCGUGAUGUCGCUUUCCACGACGACCAAAGGAUAUCAGAACGGCCUUCGAAAUGACGGCCGCGGAACAGAGGCCGGUGAAUGCACGGACGUGGGGUCAGAUUGCGCGGAGCUGAUUGACAGGCUGAGAACAUGGCUGUGCCAUCUACAAUCUGUGAAGAGUCGCUGCUGCGCGUCCCUGAAGACGAUCUGUGCUGACUAAAUAAUGACAUUAAGGACCAAAAAAAAAAAUAAGAAAGGAAAAGAAAACUCGAUUCGAUAGUUUGCUCGAAGGCGUCGCGCUUAGACGCUCGCCCCGGAUGAAGAUUUUGUCAGGCGCCCUGUCGCUUCUCGCCGCAUCGUAACGCAGCAUCCAGAAAAGCGCCGCAUCGGACGAAACGGGAGGAGCUCGGGAAAGAUCUUUCGUUCGUUUCGUCACUUCUUCCUCUCUCUUUCCCUUUUCCGCAGGUAGACGAGAAAUCAAGUCCUCAUGCGGUCACGACGAUUAAAUAUAGCUGCAUCUCUCGCAUACCUACAGACGUAAUUCUUGCAGUAUGGUAUUAAGGUACCGAGCGAUGUAGUGAAUCUUUAAAAUAGAGCGGACUGUCAAUCAGUAUGAUAGAGAUUUCGGCCGCGUUCAUAUUUAUUCGAUAAGGAGCGAUCUCGCGAAAGACUCGUUACACAGGCACAGGUGCGUCGUGCGUAUACUUCUCACGCGCGGAUAAAGCCAUUCGGAAUUUACAGAAAUUGUAUAGCGCAAGACAAUAAAUAAAGGGUUAAUUAAA